Molecule: messenger RNA, 1401 nt
Organism: Benincasa hispida (wax gourd)
Lineage: Eukaryota; Viridiplantae; Streptophyta; Magnoliopsida; Cucurbitales; Cucurbitaceae
Source: RefSeq, a predicted model, not a curated record
AUGGUCAUUCCACCACCUCCACCGCACGUUCGUCCACAAUCAGACAUCGGGGGCCCUCAAAUGGUCAUCCCACCACCUCCACCACACACUCGUCCUGAAUUAGAUGUUAGCAGUUCUCAGAUGGUCAUCCCACCUCCUCCGGUGCAUGUUCGUCCACAGUCAGAUAUCAGUGUAUUGCUAUAUGUUGGUCCACAAUCUGACUUUGGCGGCCUACAAGUGGUUAUUCCACCUCCUCCACCGUACAUUCGUCAACAAUCUGAUUUUGGUGGCCCUCAAAUGGUCAUUUCACCCCCUCCACCACACACUCAUCUUGAAUCGGACGUUGGCGGCCCUCAAAUGAUGAUCCCACCACCUCUGCCACACGUAGAUCCUCAAUCAGAUGUAGGUGGUCCUCAAAUGGUCAUCCCACCUCCUCCACCACAUGUUCAUCCACAAUCUGAUGCCGGUGGCCCUCAAAUGGUCAUCCCACCUCCUCUGCCACAUGUUCGUCCACAGUCUGAUGUCGGCGGCCCUCAAAUGGUCAUCCCAUCUCCUCCGCUGCACAUUCCUCCACUUUCAGACAUCGGUGGCCCUCAAAUGGUCAUCCCACCUCCUCUUCCAUACAUUCGUCCACAAUCAGACAUUGGCGGCCCUCAAAUGGUCAUCCCACCAUCUCCACCGCACAUUCAUCUACAAUCAGAUGUCGGCGGCCCUCAAAUGGUCAUCCCACCUCCUCUUCCAUACAUUCGUCCACAAUCAGACAUUGGCGGCCCUCAAAUGGUCAUCCCACCAUCUCCACCACACAUUCAUCUACAAUUAGACGUCGGUGGCCCUCAAAUGGUCAUCCCACCACCUCCAUCGCACGUUCGUCCACAAUCAGACGUCGGGGGCCCCCAAAUGGUCAUCCCACCAUAUUCGCCGCACGUUCGUCCACAAUUAUAUGUUGGCAGUCCCCAAAUGGGCAUCCCAUCUCCUCCGCUGCAUGUUCGCCCACAUUCAGAUGUCAGUGGCCUCCAAAUGGUCAUCCCACCCCCUCCACCGUGUGUUCACACACAUUCAGAUGUUGGUGGGCCUCAAAUGGUCAUUCCACCACCUCCACCGCAUGUUCAACCACAGUCGGACAUUGGUGGUCCCCAAAUGGUCAUCCCACCUCCUCCGCUGCACGUUCAUCCACAAACAGAUGUUGGUGGUCCUCAGAUGGCCAUCCCACUACCACUACCUCACGCUCGUCCUCAAUCGGAUGUUGGCGGCCCUCAGAUGGUCAUUCCACCACCUCCACCACAUAUUCAUCCCCAAUCGGAUGUUGGUGGCCCUCAAAUGGUCAUCCUGCCACCUCCUUCGCAUGUUCGCCCUCAAUCGGAUGUCGGUGGCCCCCAAAUGGUUAUUCCACCACCUCCUCCACACAUUUCACUCACAAACUAA